CUAAAAAAAAAAAAAAAAGUUAGUUUGGGAACAGGUCUUUCUCUGCCCAACUCACAGGAAGCCUACUGUAGACCCAGUCUGAACAAAGCACGAGGUAGACUAGCCACAGAGUCAUCGGACCAUCCCCCUUGCGAGCCCACCAGUCUGCGUUGUAGAAAACCCUCUCACUCAAACAGCAGCAGCGGUACUGGCAGUACGAUCAAGGCCCUUCCUUCAGUCUCCACAGGCAAACUCCGUUUUCACACCGGCUGCCUACUCCAGGCAUGGCUGACGGCUGUACCCAGUCAUGGCACUGCGACAUUACACCCUCGACUUCAACCUCUCAGCGCCAGCUGACUGUCCUUCGACUGUGCGUGGGCUGCAUUCUAUAUUUCAAGAGCAGGAAAUGACAGAGACUGUUCAUGACACUGAGGGACAUGGAUACCUUGCUACCUUCAUUGGCAAGAAUGGCAGGUUGGUUAUUCUGCGUGUGCACUCCCAAGGUCUGGUUACCGUUGAUCUGCAGUGUUGUGAAGGAGAUAACAUUGCACAAGUAGAUAAUCUUUUGAAUGCACUGGAAAAGAAGCUAAAAAGUCUCCUACAUGGAAACAUUAGGGGGGUCAAGAGGCUCCCAGCUCUGACACGAGGUGCAGCUGUUGAUCGAUACUGGCCCACAGCCGACGGCAGACUGGUGGAGUAUGACAUUGAUCGGGUUGUAUACGAUGAGGACUCUGCAUACCAGAACAUAAAGAUCUUGCACUCACAGCAGUUUGGCAAUAUCCUGAUCCUCAAUGGGGAUGUUAAUCUGGCAGAGAGUGACCUGCCCUACACCCAGGCUAUCAUGGGCAGAGGGAAAGAGAACUAUACAGGAAAGGAGGUGCUGAUCUUAGGAGGCGGUGAUGGAGGAAUCCUCGCUGAGGCCGUCAAACUCAAGCCAAAGAUGAUCACCAUGGUGGAGAUCGACCAAAUGGUGAUUGAUGGGUGCAGGACGCACAUGAGGAAGGCUUGUGGAAGUGUUCUGGACAACCUGAAGGGAGACUGUUACCAGGUGUUGGUGGAGGACUGUGUUCCGGUUCUGAAAAAGUAUGUGGAGGAAGGGAAGACGUUUGAUUACGUCAUCAAUGACCUCACAGCAGUUCCUAUCUCCACAGCGCCAGAGGAGGACUCUACAUGGGAGUUCCUACAGCUCAUCUUGGAUCUUUCAAUCAAAGUACUGCGUCCUACUGGGAAGUACUUCACACAGGGAAACUGUGCAAAUCUGACUGAGGCACUGGCUCUCUAUGAGGAACAGCUGGGAAGGCUCUCAUGUCCUGUGGACUUUUCCAAGGAGGUGGUUUGUGUGCCCUCUUAUAUGGAACUGUGGGUUUUCUACACCGUUUGGAAGAAGUAAAGAGCUCCCUCUCUCCCAUUCAAGCCCUGCCUGCCGGAAUGUGAAAACUGUCCCCCCCACCCAUGAUCCGCUAUCGCACUGAGGGGCGAUAAGACCCCCCGAAAAAAAACAAAAUCUCUACUCACACCGUUUAUUUUAUUUUUUAUCCUUCUAAGUCCAACUCUCAAACUCUUUUUAGAUGUUGGUUUUAUAAUUUUAUGUCUAAACUUGCAAGAGAUUGUAUUUCUGUUAAUUGGAUAUUUUGAGUUGGGCUGUUUUUGCAUAUGUGCUCCAGGGAGAGCUGUGGGGCUGCUACCACUGGAUACACUGAAACCUACUGUAGAGGAUGACUCAGCAUUUCUAUAGCUGGUCCCAGACCUGUCUGGGCUUUAGACUUCUCUGACUAUAGCCUGGUCCCAGACCUGUCUGGGCUUUAGACUUCUCUGACUAUUUUUGUCAUGCCAUACAUGUUACAUGUCUUAUACAUGUUUGAAAGGGCAACAAUACUCCUGAGGAGUUGCCUGAAGCUCAUAGAGAUCUGGGACCAGGCUAUAGUCAGAGAAGUCUAAAUCCCAGACAGGUCUGGGACCAGGCAAGUAUUGACACACUUUAUGCACCUGUCCCUCUGGGUUACUUUUCACAUUUGGGUUAUAAAAGCAGCACCAACCAAUAGCUUUUGGGUUCUGAUUGUGUGAUAGAAUAUGUGCUCCCCAUAGUUUCAACUGAAUGUCUGUUUGUGUGAUUGUUUUUCCUCUUCUGUUGUAACUGUGGCGUGAGUGUGAUUUUGAUUACAGGUGCUUGUCAAGAUGUUGAAAAGGCAGUGUGACCCUGCCCAUUGAGGCUGAAGUGUCCGAACGUGUUUUUAAAAGGGAAAAGGGUCCUCCUUUGUGGCGGUUUCUUGCUUGUAAUGAUUUAUUUUUACAUACUUUGUUUUAAAUUGGUCUAAAAUUCUGUUUGGUGCAUGUGCUGGAAAAGGAAAGUUUUAUUGAAUGUAGCUUACCAUAUACACAGUGCACAUUCAUGCCUUUUGAUGAUUAUUGUGGUGCUUUGUUAAAUUUAUUUAUUGGAUAUUAUUUCACCAAAUGCUGUUUUAUCCCACUGGAAAAAAAAUGUAUGUUCAGCAGUGACUACCUGCUAUUAAAACGAGUUGGAGAAUAAA
This is a messenger RNA of Oncorhynchus tshawytscha (Chinook salmon), 2507 nucleotides long. Its product is annotated as spermine synthase. Gene Ontology annotation, molecular function: spermine synthase activity. Bases 287 to 1369 code for a protein of 360 amino acids. Lineage: Eukaryota; Metazoa; Chordata; Actinopteri; Salmoniformes; Salmonidae. The transcript has 11 exons. The record is from RefSeq and is a predicted model, not a curated record. Gene Ontology annotation, biological process: spermine biosynthetic process.